Messenger RNA from Ipomoea triloba (trilobed morning glory), 5880 nucleotides. RefSeq lists its product as uncharacterized. Lineage: Eukaryota; Viridiplantae; Streptophyta; Magnoliopsida; Solanales; Convolvulaceae. Bases 24 to 5636 code for a protein of 1870 amino acids. Gene Ontology annotation, molecular function: protein binding. The transcript is spliced from 4 exons. The record is from RefSeq and is a predicted model, not a curated record.
UUCACAUACAGAAGAGAAAAAGUAUGAAAACUUUUGAUUGUUGGAAUUAUGUAGCACUCAUCUUUCUUGUGCUGCCCUGUUUCUUUGCAUUGGAGACGAAACCACCCGCCAGCCAAGCAGAAGCUGAAGCUCUUCUGAAAUGGAAGAGCAACAUGUCGUUGCCGUCUUCUUCUUCGCUCAAUUCAUGGUCACUAUCCAAUCUAAAAAACAUUUGUAACUGGACAGGUAUUGCCUGCAAUGGUGGUGGGGCUAUUUCUGAGAUCAAUCUUUCUCAUGCUGGCCUCUCUGGAGAUCUCACUCAGCUCAACUUUACUUCUUUCCCCACCCUCAAAAGCUUCAACAUCAGUUCUAACGAAUUCAGUGGAGCAAUCCCUCCUGCCAUUGGUGAUCUAUCAAACUUGGUUCUCUUGGACUUGGCCAGUAAUUCGUUUGAUGGAAGCAUUCCACCACAGAUUGGGAACUUGACGGAGCUUCAGUAUCUCUCCCUUGGUGGAAACAUUCUUACUGGUGUUCUUCCUCAUCAGAUCGGAAAUCUCCAGAAGGUAUGGUUUCUAGACCUUAAAGGUAAUUACUUAGAGGCUCCUGACUGGUCUAAAGUUAAGAGCUUUCCUAGGCUGAGACAUCUCACUUUAUCAUGGAGUAUGUUUGGACCAAAGUUCCCUAGUUUCAUACCAGGUUGUCGGAACCUGGUUUUUCUUGAUUUGGCCAUGAACUCUUUCGAAUCAAUCCCUGAGUCGUUAUUCACCAAUUUGGAGAAGCUUGAGUAUCUCGAUCUUUCUCGUAAUCAACUUUCACAGCCUUUAUCACCAAACAUCAGUAAGCUGUCCAAGCUCAAAAUUCUUUACUUAUUUGAAAGUUCAAUUCAAGGAGAAAUCCCGUCUUCUAUAGGCAAGCUCAAAAAUCUUCAAGUCUUGAAUAUUAAGAACAAUCGCCUGAAUUUAAGUAUUCCUUCUGAACUUGGUCAUUGCACUAACCUCAUUGAGUUGAACCUGUUUUCAAAUUCACUCACUGGACCAUUGCCCUCAUCACUUUCAUCUUUGACCAACCUAAAGACUUUGAUGCUUCAUUACAAUUACUUGAAUGGGAGUAUCCCAUUUGAAAUUGGUUUGCUCACAAAUCUUGAAUCCCUUUAUUUGGACAACAAUAACUUUUCAGGCACCAUUCCAACUCAGAUAGGAAACUUGCAAAAUUUAAUUAAUUUAGGAAUAUCUGAGAAUAGUCUAUAUGGUUCAAUACCUCAGACAAUUGGAAACCUCACAAGCCUCAUUGGUUUAGGACUUUCCAACAAUAAUCUCACUGGAAUGCUUCCACCUCAGAUAGGAAACUUGAAGAAUUUAAGUUCUCUAGACCUAUCAAAAAAUAGUCUCUAUGGCCCAAUUCCCCAAACAAUUGGAAAUCUCACUAACCUGGGUUAUCUUGACCUUUCUUCCAAUGAUUUCACCAAAACACUUCCACCUCAAAUAGGAAAUUUGCCAUAUUUGUUUUAUUUGUACCUGUCAGAUAACAACCUCUAUGGUCAAAUACCUAUGACAAUUGGAAACUUGCAGCAAUUGAAUAUACUUAACAUGACAAAAAAUAGCUUCUCUGGUCCAAUACCUCAAACAAUUGGAAAUCUCACAAGUCUCAGAAGUCUAUUUCUCUCUACCAAUAAUCUCAUUGGAACGCUUCCACCUCAUAUAGGAAACUUGCCCUAUUUGAGUGAUUUACACUUGUCAGAAAACAACCUCUAUGGCCCAAUAUCUCAUACAAUUGGAAACCUAACAAGACUCAGCACCCUACUCCUUUCCGCAAACAAUUUCAACGGAACACUUCUGUCUGAAGAUGGGAAUCUGCCAUCAAUGCUUAUCUCUUCACCAAUUUGCAAUUUAAAUUCUCUCCAAAUUUUGGUUUUGGCCAACAAUUCAUUGACUGGGCUAAUACCUCAAUGUUUGGGAAACAUUAGCAAAGACCUCUUAGUGUUAGAUUUGCAUCACAAUCAAUUUCAGGGGCCAAUCCCAACAAGUUUUAAGGUUGGCAAUUCAUUUACCAGACUUAAUUUGCGUGAAAAUCAAUUAGAGGGAACAAUGCCACGAUCUUUAAUCAAUUGUAAAGAAUUGGAAAUUAUUGAUCUUGGACAUAACAACUUGAGUGGUACAUUUCCAAUGUGGUUAGGAGUUCUUCCAAACUUGAAGGUUCUUAGCUUGAGAUUUAACAAGUUGAAUGGUUCCAUACCAAGUACAUAUGUUAAACGGUACUUGUUUCCUCAACUUCGUGUCUUUGACCUCUCUUACAAUGAAUUCACUGGGGAUUUUCCUACAAGACUUUUUAAGCAUUUUAAAGCCAUGGAAAAUGAAGAUCCACAACAGCAAAUGUACCUAAAUCAAAGCGACUAUUAUCAAGAUUCACUAGUGGUACAAAUAAAGGGGCAAUCUCGUGAAAUUGUGAAAAUAUUAAUCACGUUUACUACUGUUGAUCUCUCAUGCAACAAAUUUGAGGGCCAAAUUCCAUCUAGCAUCGGAGAUCUUCUUGCAUUACGUGAAUUGAAUUUAUCACAUAACAUAUUCACUGGCCACAUCCCAAUGUCUCUUGGAAAUUUAUCUGUGCUUGAAUCCUUAGAUCUGUCUUCAAAUCAAAUUGGCGGAACAAUCCCAGGUCAAUUGACAAGUAUUUCAUCUCUUGAAGUGUUGAAUCUCUCACAUAAUAAGCUUGUGGGAUGCAUACCUCGAGGUCCACAAUUCAAUACAUUUGAAGCAAAUUCAUAUCAAGGGAAUAGUGGAUUGAAAGGAAAACCUUUGUCACAAGGUUGUGAGAAUGGCAUGACACCACAACUUCCUGCACCAAAGUAUCUCAACCAAGAAGACGAUUCUAGUUUUUUGAGUGGAUUCACAGUAAAAGUUGUGGCAAUAGGGUACGGUUGUGGUAUUCUUUUUGGAUUAUUCAUGGGAAGUCUUAUGCUCCUAACUGGAAGGCCAGAAUUCAUUGCAAGGUUUGUUGAAGAAGAAGCAUACAAACUAGCAAUGAAGAUCAAACGGAGAAGAUCAAAAACAAGAAGAAGAAGAAACUAUAGAAAUCUAGAGCAUAUUUCUUGGGUGAAAAAACAAGUAAUUUUGUUCUUCAAAAAAAAAAAAAAAAAAAACUCAACUAUGGGAAAUUUUGGUUGCAACUAUACAGCACUCAUCAUCUUUCUUGUGCUGCCAGCAUGUUUCUUUGCAUCAUCAGCAUCAACAACUGAAGCUGAAGCUCUUCUCAAAUGGAAGAGCAGCUUGUUGAUAUCUUAUUCACUCAAUUCAUGGUCACUAUCCAAUCUAAGAAACAUGUGUAAUUGGACGGGUAUUGUCUGCAAUGGCGGUGGAGCUACUACUGUUUCUCAGAUCAAUCUUCCUUAUGCUGAUCUCUAUGGUACUCUUCACCACCUCAAUUUUACUUCUUUUCCCAGCCUCACUCGUUUCAACAUCAGUGGAAACUUCUUCAAUGGAUCAAUCCCUCCUGCCAUAGGUGACUUGUCCAACUUGGUCUUCUUGGACUUGAGCGAGAAUAGGUUUGAUGGAAGCAUACCGCCACAGAUUGGGAAGUUGAGGGAGCUUCACUACCUCUCCCUUUACUUCAACAAUUUUAGUGGAGUUGUUCCCCAUCAGAUUGGCAAUCUUCAAAAGGUAUGCUUCCUGGACCUUGGAUUAAAUUCUUACUUGGAAGCUCCCGAUUGGUCUACAAUUAAGAGUUUUCCUGUGCUGAGACAUCUCAGUUUCUUUAGGAAUGAAUUUGGACCAAGGUUCCCUGAUUUCAUACUAGGUUGUAGGAACCUAACUUAUCUUGAUUUGAUUGGAAACUAUUUGAAUGGAUUAAUCCCCGAGUCAUUGUUCACCAAUUUGAAAAAACUUGAGUGUCUCUAUCUUUCUGCCAAUAACUUUUCAGGACAUUUAUCUUCUAUAGGCCAACUUAAAAAUCUUCAAAGAUUGUAUAUUGAAGGUAAUGAAUUCAAUUCAAGUAUUCCUUCUGAGCUUGGUCGUUGCACUAACCUCACUCACUUAGAUUUCCGUUUAAAUUCAUUCUUUGGAGCAUUGCCUUCGUCACUGUCAUCUUUGACAAAGUUGUCUAUGUUACUUUUAACUGAUAAUUUUCUUUCUGGUAAUAUUUCACCAAAUUUUUUCUCCAAUUGGACCAGGCUAAAAUCUUUGAGCCUUCAGAACAAUUCAUUCAACGGGAGUAUUCCAUCAGAAAUUGGCUUGCUAACCAAUCUUGGAUUCCUUUCCUUGGAUUCAAAUCAAUUUUCUGGAAACAUUCCAACUCAUAUAGGAAACUUGCAGAAUUUAAUUUACUUAGAUAUGUCGAAAAACAACUUUUAUGGUUCAAUACCUCAAACAAUUGGGAACCUCACAAGCCUCUCAAUCUUAGACCUUUCCACAAACAAUCUCACUGGAACACUUUUGUCGGAGAAUAAGGAUCUAACACCAACACUUAUCUCUUCCAUCAUUUGCAAUAUAAAUUCUCUCAAAAUUUUGGAUUUGGCAAACAAUUCAUUAUCUGGGCCAAUACCUCAAUGUUUAGGAAACAUUAAUCUCUCUGUGUUAGAUUUGCACCGGAAUCAAUUUCAUGGGCCAAUUCCAACAUUGGGCAACUCUUUGAACAGCCUUAACUUGCGUGAAAAUCAAUUGGAAGGAACAUUGCCGCAAUCUUUAAUCAAUUGUAAAGAGUUGGAAGUUCUUGAUCUUGGACACGACAACUUGAAUGGUACAUUUCCAAUGUGGUUAGGAGUUCUUCGAUACCUAACGGUUCUGAGUUUGAGAUUUAAUAAGUUGAAUGGUUCCAUAACAAGCACGAGUAUCAAAGGAUACAUGUUUCCUCAACUUCGUGUCUUUGACAUCUCUUACAAUGAAUUCAUAGGAGAUUUGCCUACUAUGCUUUUUAAGAUUUUUAAAGCAAUGGCAAAUGAAGAUGAAGAUAGAAUACCACAAGGACAAAUGUACCUAAGUCAGAAAUACUACUAUUACCAAGAUUCAUUAGUGAUAGGAAUGAAAGGACAAGAACGUGAAAUUGUUAAAAUAUUAAUCACGUUUACUGCUAUCGAUCUCUCAUGCAACAAAUUUGAAGGCCAUAUUCCAAAUAGCAUCGGAGAUCUUCUUGCACUACGUGAAUUAAAUUUGUCACAUAACAUGUUCACCGGCCUCAUCCCAGCGUCUCUUGGAAAUUUAUCUGUCCUUGAAUCCUUAGACCUUUCUUCAAAUAAAAUUGGCGGACCAAUCCCUGGGCAACUAGCGAGAAUUUCAUCUCUUGAAGUGUUGAAUCUCUCACAUAAUAAGCUUGUGGGAUGCAUACCUCAAGGCCCACAAUUCAAUACAUUUGAAGUGAAUUCAUUCCAAGGAAAUGAUGGAUUGAAAGGAAAACCUUUGUCACAAGGUUGUGGGAAUGGCAUGACACCACAACUUCCAACACCAAAGAAGCUCCACCAAGAAGACGAUUCAAGUUUUUUGAGCGGAUGUACCAUAAAAGUUGUUGGAAUGGGAUACGGUUGUGGUAUUCUUUUUGGAUUAUUCAUGGAAAGUCUCAUACUCCUAACUGGAAAGCCAGAAUUCAUUGCAAGGUUUGUUGAAGAAGAAUCAUACAAACUAGCAAUGAAGAUCAAACGAAGAAGAUCAAAAACAAGAAGGAGAAGAAACUAGCAUCAAUGAUGACAAAUACUCGAGACAAAGGAUGUUGUUGUUAAAGAAGUGAUUUGGUUUGUUGCCGACUCAGAAGCCACCUCCCAAGUACUGUCGACUUUCAUAUAUGAUCUAUCUCUAGUUAGGUGUUUCAAUUCAUGCAUGAUGAAUAAUGUCAAUAUGUUCAAUUCAUGUCUUAGAGCUUGUUUUCUAGUAAAAUGGAUUUGUUAUGCUUAUGUUUAUUAUCUCAAAACAAAAUUCUUCA